AUCAAAUUGGAUGCAGGUGGAAGUGGUGCUGCUCGAGAAGGCGCGGGCAGCGGCGGACAAUGGAGAUUGGGAACGCGCAGAGAAGCUAGCAGAAGAGAGUGUCCAUCGGAUAUGCGACCGUCUCCAUCUAGGAAAGUGGAGCGAUGUGGACAUUGAAUGGCGGCAGCGCUUUGCCUGUGCUUGCGAACUGUUGGCAACUUCAUAUCUCCACAAGCCAGUGGUCGACGACCUCUCUCGAAGCCACCACCUUGCAGCAGCUAUCGAAAUCUUGGAUACGGGGCUGCUGAUGGCAGGUCCAUAUGGCCGACAACUCCACGCCAUCAUGGCCACCGUAGUCGCUGAGAUGAACACCGCUUCCUCCCUUGUCGCCGACAACAGUCCACCGAUCAAGAAACAGAAAACAGAAAUCGGUGUGCCCUCAUCGCCCAUUCCACCACAUCUGACUCCAGACAAUCCACUAUGCACACCCUUGGCACGCGUGGACGCUCCGUCCAUGAACGCGUUCCUGACGUCGUACAUGCAUUCGAAUGAGCCCGUGAUCAUCACUGGGGCCAUGGACCAGUGGCCAGCUUUAGGCAAGACGCACGGCGGACAGCGGCAGUGGGCCAACUUGAACUACCUUCGUCAAGUGGCCGGGCGACGCUCAGUUCCCAUUGAAAUUGGGUCAAGCUACCUCGAGGACAACUGGUCCCAAACACUAAUGACACUGGAUGCAUUCAUCGAUCAGCACAUUUUGAAGCCCGUGACUAGUACCCCCCCACCUACUACUACUAGUAGUAGUAGUAGUAGUAGUAACGAUGCUGCUGCUCCUCCGACGGGAUACUUGGCCCAGCACGCCUUGUUUGAGCAGAUUCCCCAACUUCGAAGCGAUAUUGUCAUCCCCGACUAUUGUACACUCAGUGUCCGCGACGUGUGUGAUUCAAACGACGACUACGACGAGGACGUGCAGGAUGUGGUGAUUAACGCCUGGUUUGGCCCCCCCAACACGAUCUCGCCCCUGCAUUUCGACCCAGCUCAAAACUUACUCUGCCAAGUUGUCGGCUCCAAGUACGUUCGACUGUACGCUGCCGCCUUGUCCGACUUGCUGUAUCCGGUCCCGGGACUCCUCUCUAACACCAGCCAAGUUCAAGUGGAGGCACCAGACCAAAACGUCAAGUUCCCGAAGUUUGGGGAUGCACCCUACUGGGAAGGCGUGCUCGGACCGGGCGAGAUGUUGUACAUUCCACCCAAAUGCUGGCACUACAUCCGAUCGCUGGCCGUAAGUUUCUCUGUGAGUUUGUGGUGGGAUAAUUAACCGACGACGGGGGGGGUCGGUGGCUGGUCGAUGCGACUGGUGCUAAUCGAGGACUACAUACUAAGCGUAGAGAUGAUAUCCUCAAGGUAACACCAAUUAUGCCCCCACCUGCCUGCCUGCCUGGUCCGAUAAUUGACCAUGUAGUUAGUCGUUCUUGGAAUACUACAAAACGUUAGUACUACUAGUUCGACACAUACUGUAUACGUAGCGUGUUGAUGA
Messenger RNA from Aphanomyces astaci, 1513 nucleotides. RefSeq lists its product as hypothetical. The transcript has 4 exons. Lineage: Eukaryota; Oomycota; Saprolegniomycetes; Saprolegniales; Verrucalvaceae. The coding region runs from base 11 to 1294 and encodes 427 amino acids. Gene Ontology annotation, molecular function: 2-oxoglutarate-dependent dioxygenase activity. The record is from RefSeq and is a predicted model, not a curated record.